Molecule: messenger RNA, 1650 nt
Organism: Sander lucioperca (pikeperch)
Lineage: Eukaryota; Metazoa; Chordata; Actinopteri; Perciformes; Percidae
Product: secretory phospholipase A2 receptor-like
Exons: 6
Coding region: 51-1061 (336 amino acids)
Source: RefSeq, a predicted model, not a curated record
GAUCAGCGGUCUGUCUGAAGUCUCAGUGAGGAGGACGGAGAGCAAACAAGAUGGACAAACUUCUUCUGCUCAUCAUGGCUGCAACAGGGCUGAGUGCUGUCUCAUCAGCUGCUGGACGUCAGUACUAUUUUGUUUAUGACAGGAAGAACUUUACUGAAGCCCAAAGAUACUGCAGAGAGAAAGACGGAGACCUGGCCACUGUAGACAACAUGGAGGUUAUGAAGAUCCUGAACAACACGGCAAAUUUAGACAACAUGUUCUACUCCAAGAACAGCUACAGAGCCUGGAUAGGACUGUCCCGUGACAGCUGGAGGUGGUCACUGUCAAACACAAGUUUCUACAAACCCGGGGAGACGGAGUUCAGACAAUGGAUGGCUGGACGACCAAACACUGAAUACAGUAUAAAACUCUGCACAACGAUGGGUUCUGAUGGACUCUGGCACGACUACAGUUGUGACUACAGGUGGUAUCUAGUCUGCGCAGAUGUCAGAGGGUCAAAUGUGACUUUUGUCUACAUCAACACCCGCAUGACAUGGACUGAAGCCCAGAGCUACUGCAGAGCUCACUACACAGACCUGGCCAGUGUGAGAAACACGACAGAGAACCAGAAGGUACAGGCGAUGAUACCUGCUGGAGGAAACUGGGCCUGGUUUGGCCUUUUCAGAGACUCCUGGAAGUGGUCAGAUGGAAGUACCUCCUCAUUCAGGUUCUGGAAGAACGGGCAACCUGAUAACAUCAACAACGAGGCUUGUGUGGCUGCAGACUUCAGCCAAUCAGGAACCUGGGAGGACUGGUCCUGUGACAUGGAGAGAGCGUUCAUUUGCUACGGUCCAGUGGUGUCAAAGAAAGUGGUGAAAGUGAAGUUUGAGAACAAGAAGAAUCUGGAUCUGAAUGACGCUGCUGUGAUGGAGGCCAUGUUGAAGCAGCUGAAACAGAAGCUGAGGGACCAGGGGCUGGACGACAACAUCAAACUGAGCUGGAGGAAGCAGGCCGAUGGAAAAGUCUUCCACAAGGAAGACAAGAAGACAAACAAGAGGAGGAGGAAGAGGGAUGAGCUGUAAUGUCGAGUUGCUGCGUCUGUUUUCAUCAGAGAAAAGUCUGUUUCUUUGCAAGCAGAAAUACUAAAUAUAUUCACAGCUUUCAGCUUCUCAAAUAUGAAGAUUUGAUGCUUUUCUUUGUUAUAUUUGAUCAUAAACUUAAUAUAUUUGGGCUUCAGACUGUUGUUAGAAUAAAACAAGACUUUAGUAUUUAUCUGAUUUAUUGUCUGUGUGGAAAUAUAACCGACAUGUUUUACUGAUUUCUGAUAUUUUAUGUUGAUGUUUUUCAGGUUGUGGUGGAGAUGUUUUAACAUUAACAUUAUUUAAUUUGUUUAAAAUAUAAAUUAUCUUUAGUGUUGAAUAUUUAAAAUCUGUUUUCAUCAGACUAACUAUCUUUCUUCAUGUGAGAGUAAUAUUAUAAAGUAAUUAUAUGUAUGAUUGUUGUUCUGUCACCUUAUUAGAGAUGCAAACUUUAAACAUUUACCUAAAGUUAGUCAUGAGACUUGUUAUGUGUCUGUAACAUCUUCUAAACUAAAAUACUAAAUAUUUACAGCUUCCAGCUUCUUCAAUAUCAAGAUUUGAGGAUUUUUAUUUGUCACAUUUGGUCAUAAAC